Messenger RNA from Periophthalmus magnuspinnatus, 6177 nucleotides. It is a transcript of the gene zbtb34, whose product is annotated as zinc finger and BTB domain containing 34. The transcript is spliced from 2 exons. Gene Ontology annotation, molecular function: protein binding; RNA polymerase II cis-regulatory region sequence-specific DNA binding; DNA-binding transcription factor activity, RNA polymerase II-specific. Gene Ontology annotation, biological process: regulation of transcription by RNA polymerase II. Bases 233 to 1729 code for a protein of 498 amino acids. The record is from RefSeq and is a predicted model, not a curated record. Lineage: Eukaryota; Metazoa; Chordata; Actinopteri; Gobiiformes; Gobiidae.
ACUGUGACAUGAGCAUGGGAGGGGCUGCUGCAAAACACCAGAUAGAAUGAAUGCAAAGAGCCAAAAGAAUACUUCCUGUUGAUGCAAAAAUUGCAGCAGCAGUUCUGUCUGACACAUCUGGACUGGAGAGGGGGGGAGGCCUGGCGGCAGUGAGGCGAUCUACUGAGGGGAAUGGACCGCGUUUAACGAUAACUUACAGGACGGCUUCAAACUGGAGAAAUAUCUUGAAGAAAUGGACGACGGCAGCUACAUCGAUUUUGAUGUGCCGGAGUUCAGCAAUACCGUUCUGAGCCAGCUCAAUGAGCUGCGGCUGCAGGGCAAGCUGUGUGACAUCAUUGUCCACAUCCAGGGCCAGCCCUUCCGUGCCCACAAGGCCGUGCUGGCAGCCAGCUCACCAUACUUCCGGGAUCACUCUGCCCUCAGCACCAUGAGCGGUCUCUCUAUCUCGGUCAUUAAAAGCCCAGAGGUGUUUGAGCAGCUCCUGGCCUUCUGCUACACAGGCCAUAUGUCCCUGCAGCUCAAAGAUAUUAUCAGCUUCCUCACUGCUGCCAGUUUUCUGCAGAUGCAAGCCAUAAUAGACAAAUGUACCCAAAUACUGGAGAGCAUCCACUCCAAGAUCAGCCUCCCCAUGGGCAGUCCAGAGAAAGAGGAGAGCGGCCGCAAUGGGGUCAAUGAUAGUGACCUCUUUGUAAACCCCACCCAGAUCUCCCCCCCUUACUACUCCCGCCAGUCUCAGGCAGCGCAUGAGCUGGCAGCCAAAGCCCUGAGCCGAGGGCGGCAGCCACUAGAGGAGGGCCAGUCGGACCGGGGCAGCAGCGACAGUGUGUCAGAGCACGAUGCACCCAUAGAGGGAGACACUGAGCAGGUGGAACUGAUUGGAAAGGAUGGGCAAGUGACAGAUGUGCACGUCAAAGUGGAGAGGACGGAGCGGCCCACGUACUCCGACAGCUCAUCUGCAGGAGACGAUGGCUACCACACAGAGCUGGUGGAUGGAGAGCAGGUGUUGGCUGUUAGUGUGGGCUCCUAUGGACCUGUGCUACAGUCUGCUGCCUACUCAUACUCAGGGCUGUCCUCCCCAUGCUUUGUGAGCCUCAGCAGCACCAGUCCGUCUCGCUCCCUGCUCAGUGGGUUCAGAGGAGGCCGGGCGCGGGGUAAGCGCUCUCUGGCACUGCAGCCCUCUGUGUUGAGUCAGAUUAGGCCAGCAUCAGAGGAUAGUGAGGCCACGCUGGGAGCUGUCACUUUAGAGAAUGACGUGAGAGAGAGAAGCCGUCCCACCCAGUGGUACCCCUACAAUGAGAGACUCAUUUGCAUCUACUGUGGUAAAACAUUCAAUCAGAAGGGCAGUCUGGACCGCCACAUGCGCCUGCACAUGGGAAUCACCCCAUUUGUUUGUAAAUUCUGUGGCAAGAAGUACACAAGAAAAGACCAGCUGGAGUACCACAUCCGCGGCCACACAGACAACAAGCCUUUUCACUGUCAGAUCUGUGGGAAGUGUUUCCCUUUUCAGGGCACCCUCAACCAGCACCUGAGGAAGAAGCACAUGGGUGCAUCGGAGAGUAACCACCUGGACUCUCCAGAGCGGAGCGAGGUGGGCGUCAGGCCCUGUGACCCCGCCCACACCCCUGAGGCCUUUGAGUCGCACUACGCUGAGGAGGCUCCAGCAGAUGACAUGGAGGAGAGCUCCAAGUGCAGUCCAGAAGAGUCCCAUGCCUCCAGAUGUGACUUCUGAGGCCUGCUUCAGCUUCAAGAAGCUUUAGAAAUGUUCCUCUUUUGGAAUCUGCCCCUCCCUGAGGGCUCAGGCAGUUUUGUGAUUGGGUGCUUUAUAGAAUUCAGAUUCUUUCAAGCAAAGGGAGUAACAAGUUAAUAUUUUUGAAAAGGCCUCAAUAAUCAAGGUCCUCAUAUUGAUUGAUCUUUUUAUCUUUCCAUAUUUUCUAAAACAUAUUUACAGAGUAUUUACAGUUAUAUCUAGGCAUGUUGCAAUAAUUGAUAAUGUGAAAGCUCUGGUAAGAUGCUUGUCAUAUCACCUUUUUACCUGACCUGUUUUUGCACAUGUGGCCAGAGGGGGUCACUAACUCACAAGGAAUGAUUUUCUGCCAGUGCAAAGCUUCGUGUGAAUAUCCGCUCAAUACCUCAUGAAUCAACUACAUACUCAUAAUAGACAGUAUUUAAACUACACUCACACAGGUUCUACCUCAUAGCCCAGAACCUACAGGCACAAAUCUGUUCACUUUUGUUCCGUUAGGCUCUCUUUGUACAGUUGUCUUGCCAAACCCUGUAAUAUUCAGCCAACACAAAGCCUUGAAACUUAGGAGAAAUAUUCCUUGCUGAUUGUAUGAUUUUUCUUUUUUUAUGUUGCUCAGCCAGGUUAAGAAUAGAUUUAAGAAGGUGCUAUGCUAUGAGUGCAUUUAAAUAGACCGCUUAAAAGCGCAUUUGCUUUUUUGAAAAAGUAUAGCAGCAUAGGCUCAGAAGAAUGUAUAGAGUUGCUGUUUUCAGUGCAGAACACACAGGCUAGGUUAUCAUUCAUCACUACUGCAGUUUGUCAGUUGGAUAGUACUUGGGCCAGCAAAGUGCCGUUAUCUGUAAUGGGUGCAUAUAGUCCAUGCAGACGACUCCAUUUUUUUGAGGGUCCUAUUCUCUACGGCUGUGUGCCAUGUAUUUAGUCCUGAAUUAGAGGACUUAGGUUGAGGAUUUCACUUUUAAUUUCUGUUCAGUUGAAAUGAGUCAUGUUCUUUUUCAUCUAAACAUGAGUGAAGUUCGCUUUGGUCUAACCAAGUGAUUAAUUACUAGUAUAUUAUACAGGUUUAACUUCAAUGUAGUUGAGACCCCAGGUCUAAAUCUGUUAAAGGCACAGCAACAAUAUUCUGCUCUUAAUAAUAUGCAAACAGCGUGAACAAGGAAUUUCAGCCAUUUGAAAUAUUUUUGCUUCCAUUUUUGAAAAAUGCUACUUUAGUUUUGUCUUGAAUGCCCUUCCUUUACUGGAGAUUUAUGCUCAUGUUUGUAUCGUUGUUUGUGCAAAAGCCCAAACACAAAGCUGCGACAAAUGAUGAUGUAGGUGGUGAUCCAAAGGACUGAUGCACAUUGCAGCAUUAGUUAUGGGGAUGAGAAUAGUUUUAGUGAUUACAUUUUCUAUUGGUGAUGUCUAUGAGAUCAGAGGACAGCAGUCCGUCUGCUGUAAUACGAACGUACUUUCAGUAUGAAGCAUUGUGAAACGGUCGGCUUCAGAUAGACCUUACUAAACUCAUACUGUUAUGUUUUGUUCCUUUGGAAGUGAGGGUCAGAAACUAGUACAGAAAAAAUAUUGAUAUGAAUUUAAAAUGAAUCUAUUUAGUGUGAUUGUUACAAGGCACUUAAACCUAAUUGCAGAGUUUGUCCUGGGUGGUUUCCUUUUCUGUCUUCGUACUAUUUUGUGUUGCCUUUGUGUAGGCCUCUAUCCUAUACAUCAGAUUUUGAGCCUCAUGGCCAGUGCUGAAUCAAUUUUGUUGAUUUCAUUUGACUUUUGUAAUUUACAUUUCUAUUUUUGCGGUUGUGGAAGAAAUGUAGUUUUGAUGCUUUUUUCUUUUGUUAUAUUUGCAGUACAUUUUUCACUGAAUGUGCAGCCAAUGGCUUCACCCAGGAAACCAAAUGUAUAUGGAUCUUGUUGCAAGUGUAGCUAGCUUUUCAUUACUUUUCAUACCUUCUUCAAAAAUCUCUCAUCUCCCGUACCACACAGUACUUUUACAUAGAUAUAAUGUUAGCGCUAUAACUGUCAGUUACAGACUUGCAUUGUCAUAUCCCUAAUUCUGCUCAUGACGAGUUUUGCCCCCAUGUACAGACUAAAAUGUGCACCUAGCAAUGUUGUUAUUUUUUACAAAUUGAUCAGUGUGCCAAAAGUUCUCACCAAAGAAUGAGGGGUGAAAUAACCUCAACUGUAUUUGCAUCAUUUGAUGCGUCAGAAGAAUGAGAUUAAUGUUGGCAAUGGAAUGUAUGUUUGGCUAAAAACAAUCAACUUUAUAAAAUAAAUGUACCCCAGCCAUAGGGCUGUAGCCACCUGUUAAACCAUUCAGUAAGCCAUAAAAUGUAAUGUAAGAAGUGUGCAAUAUGUAUUAAAAACAUCAGACAAAAUAUGACACAGAAGUGGCAUCUUACACUUAGUGCCUUGCCACAAGCUUUAUUAUGGCACUUACAUGUGGUGCCUCAUUCCUUUUGAAAUAGUUGAUUUAAGAUGACUAGAAAACAAACAUGAUAAUGUAUAUGUGAUGUAAAACACAAUCAUUUUUAUGAUUUUCAUCUCAUGUCUUUUUUAGUUCUUUGUCAAUUUUUUAUUUUUAAUUUUUUUGCAGCGUGACAGAUCAAAGUUUAUGAUGAAAGUGUUUGAUAGUAGAUCAAAUGAGACAGACCUAUUUCUCCCAGCUGUUUGCUGUUGGACUACUGUAUCCUCUCGAGGACAAUCUUAGUGGUGUACUGUAGAUUUAGGCCUUUGAGAUGAGGAAAGCCGAUGCAUGACAAAAUGACUAAUUUUCCUAAAUAUUUGGUACAAAGAAAUAGCUGUCCAAGUCCUAGAAUAGAAUGCUGGAUGCUGAAAUCAUUUUCAUACUGUAGCCAAAUUACACAUUUCAACAACAUUGUACAAAUUUGCCUUUCUUUUUUAAUCUAUGCCAUCGAUUGCGCACUUUUUUUUUUUAAUUUAACAUACUGUUUGAUGCCAUUGAGAAGGUGCAUUCUUAGCUUUUUAUUCUCCCCAAAUGCCUCAAUCACUUUAUUAGAGACCUUUACAUUAAACGGUGCUUCUAGACUAGUCAGGUGGAUGAAACAUUAUACAAAUCCAUAUACUGUAUUUACCUUAAGGGGGAUUGUCGAUGCUUUUUUGUGAACUAUAGUUACUUAUACCACAUAUAGUUGCUACUUAAUGUAAAGCUGAAAUACAAUCUUGGUUACACUCUUCUGACGUGAACGGGCGGUGCUUAAUGGGCCACAAGUAAUCAAAAAGUGUUUACAAAGGAAGGCUGUCAGACUACUUUUGACAUAGCAGCUCGUCCUAUUCCUUUUUAUACCCGAACUUCAGGUAGUUUACGAACACUGAUACAGGCUUACAAAUAAUCUCAAGUCUUCCAUAGAUUUUCUGUCAAUUUCUGUCCACUGUGUAUUGAAAAAAGCAAUAACAUUUGUAGAAACAUGUAUUGGGAUCUUCAAGCGUCGUAAAAUAUUGGCAUGUCAAUCAAAAAAUCAGGGAGCUGAAGUAGGACAAUUUAAUGUGGAUAAAGCUUAGUUUCUGAAACUUUGGACAGGUUGACUUCUUUUAGAUAAGAAUCUUGGUUUCUUACCAAAAAAUGAUAAUGCUUGCUGGCUUUCAGAAGGCCAAUUUAAAUAACUAUGGUAGUCAUUGAACUGCAAUGCAAGAGCUUACCGUGUUAACUCCACGUUCAGAGUUGCACCUCCAGCUGUGUCAAGUAAUGAAAGGGAUUUUGGGCUGUUUAGCCACUGUUAGGAGUGGGCUAACUGUUGUUGUGCUUACUGUACAUUCUUUGAUCUCCACGGGCCUCCUUUGACUGAAAUGCGGAGUUUUGAGGAUCAUGAAGGAAGACUGGAAAAAUGCUGGUCCUCCUAAUUCUCAAACCUGGCAUUAUAGCAGCUCUCAUAUCUAUUUGGUGAAAAGCAAAAACAACUUAGUACUCAGGGUAUAUAUAGUGUUAAAAGUGGUCUCAUUGGACACACAGCAUAUCUUCUGUCCGUAGUACAAUUGUGCACUUCUUCAGGUCGGGGAAACAAUCCUCACUCAGUGGUUCCCAAACUCUCUGCCUCAAGGUUUCAAUGAGUCCAUGUUUUCCACAGAGCUGGAGCCCAAGGGCCGCUGGAGGUCAGGAAUGAAAAGCAUGACGCUGCAUUAGCCCCACUCCUGUUUUGUCCACUCUACACACAACCUCACAACCCAACUGUGAACCUCAUAACUCUACUGUUUUGUACAACUAUGAAGUAAAUGAAGCUAGCUAGAGCUUAAGUUGUAUCUAUUGCCAUUUAUGAAUUUAUUUUAUAGCAUGAAUUAAAAAGUAUAUUUAUUCAAAUUAUAUAUUUUACUCAUAAUCAUUCUGUGCUGCUUUGUUUUGGUUCUUCAGCUUGUAAAUGGCCUUUUUAUCAAGCAUUAUAAAAUGUCAAUAGACAAAUGCGCUUGUUUGUAAAAUAAAGAUGCUGAUUUAGCUCUUA